Sus scrofa (pig) is the source of this 1213-nucleotide messenger RNA. NCBI's taxonomy places the organism in Eukaryota, Metazoa, Chordata, Mammalia, Artiodactyla, Suidae. The record is from RefSeq and is a predicted model, not a curated record.
GAGAGGAGAGCGCCCCAUUGGGCAGAGCGAUGGCCACGCCUGCGCGGCGGCGGCCCCUCAAAAGGGGCCGGGUCCGGCGGCUUUCGGUACUGGGCGGAUGGCCGGGUGGAGAGCGCUUCCAGCGCUGCUGCUGUUCUCGCUGCAGGUGACCGUGACAACCAGUGAGACCCCCAGGGACUACAGCAAGCAUGAAGCUCCCAGCGCCCGCCUCUCCGGGAAAGGCUGCCCGGCUGGCCAGUAUGUCAGCCAACCGAUGGCCGGGGACCACGGUGUCGUAGCGUGCAGGCCGUGUCAGCCUGGAACCUUCAGUCCCUACGCCAGCGAGGAGACCAGCUGCCUGCCAUGUGCCCUGUGCCGGAAGGAUCAGGAGGUAGUGACCGAGUGCUCCCCGACCAGAGACCGGCAGUGCCAGUGCAAGCGGGGCCACUUCUUCUGCGACUCCAUGGACUGCGAGGAGAACUGCUUCCGGUGUCAGAGGUGUGAGCACAGCGCCGUCCUUCGACCCUGCAAUGCCACCAGGGACGCGGUUUGUGCCGACAGACCUCACCCACAGCCGGGAGACGGGAGCACGUUGUUCAUCGUUCUGGGGGCCCUGGCCCUGCUCAUCCCCGGCCCCGUCGUGUUCUGCUGUAGAAGACGCAUCUUGGGGCUCCUCCAGUGGGUGGCCGGUCGCUGGAAAGGCAAUGAGAAUGAACAAGGCAGCUUGGCACAUAGAUGGAACCGGCCCUGCGAGAUGCUGCCGCUCAGAGACCCGGAGAAUGAUGAAGUCGCCUCUCUAGACAGGAGUAGCCCGCUGGCGGUGAGGAAGGGCUCGGCCCUGGCGCUGGAGGCCGGCACCCGCCCGGAGCCCUCCCAGGCCCCUGGGCAGAGCUGUGAGCUGCAGGAGGUGGUGGCCGAGGGAGGGCCAGCAGCCCCCGAGCAGAUGCUGCAGACGGAGGCUCCCGAGGCCUAGGGAGCCCAGGACCAGGCGGAGGUGUCGGCCUCCCUGGAGCAGCUGGAGCAGCCACCGAGAGGGUCUACUGUGAGUUCGGACGUAAGGUUCCAGAAAGCAGCUGGAAGAUGUUUCGGGACUUAAUUGGACUUGAAGGAGACGACAAACACCCAGGGCCUUUGGAAGAGCUCCUUAGCGGAGGAGGGAGCAAGGGAGGGACGUUCCUACUUGUAAACUCACGGCUGGCCUCCAUGUAAUGCAGCUGCAUGUAUAUUUGCAAAA